UAUUUUCUUGAAUAAUAUUCAUAGUAAUAUAAACUCAUCAAUUAUUUUUCACAAGAUUUUCAAUAGGAUGGAUGUAACAAGUGAUGAUUACUCUACAAAGCAAUCUUUGAAUAACAAAGAUGAUCUAUUUCUUCCCACAGGCACAACUAGCACUCAAGAUGCUUUAUACAGAAUUGCAUUUUUGACAGCUAUUGCAAUUUUUCAGCUUCCAUUUGAGAGGAUAAAAGAAGAUUUAGUACCAACUGUGAUAUUCACAAGAAAGCCUCUUCUCUUUCAAGGAUUUGUUGUUUCUCUCAUGUUUGCAUUCUCAGGUUCGAUGGCGUCGGAAUCCAUGAACGAAAAACAGCCAAAGAUGGCAUUAUUAUGUCACAAGCUGGCUAUGUUUGCAGUAGCAGUUGCAGGGGGAGUAUUUGCCUUGUCGAGUCUACUGUCAUAUUACAAUAUUGAGAUGGUGCCUGAUGUUGUGCAAACGCCGAGUUUAUACGAUUGAAUAUAAAAUAUAUGAUCUGCUUGAAUAGUUGUAAGAGUUGUUCGUAUAGACAUAUCAUAAUAUCAUAGUCAGCAACUAAUAACAAAUCCAAAAAAAAAAAAA
Molecule: messenger RNA, 592 nt
Organism: Solanum lycopersicum (tomato)
Lineage: Eukaryota; Viridiplantae; Streptophyta; Magnoliopsida; Solanales; Solanaceae
Source: RefSeq, a predicted model, not a curated record